Cladocopium goreaui is the source of this 741-nucleotide messenger RNA. The record is from the annotation of a GenBank genome assembly. Lineage: Eukaryota; Dinophyceae; Suessiales; Symbiodiniaceae.
AUGGACCCUGAUUCUCAAGCGGCUGACACACUACCUGCUGAUCUCGUUGACUUUCCCUAUGGGUCAGAAAGUUUUUUUCACGUUGGGGAGACACCACUUGUAUGCUGGCAAGCAGUGGGCGAUGACCAAAGACAAUGCGAGUGGAGUGUGCCACAUUUGUUUUCUGGUUUGAGGAUACUGGCAUCUAUCGAUGAGGAGGUAGAGGAAGGCUGCAAAUUUGAGGAUCUAACAUGGUCAGAAAAAAUGCGUAGAGCACGAUUGUGGAAAAAGUCCUGCAAAGCGAGUUGGAACAAAACCCAUGGUUUAUUAUGGCCCGGUGUGGACCCCCCUGAUCUACUGCUACCCAUGGCUGUUUCUAAGCGCAAAAGGGAGGAACAGCAGGAGCAGAACAACUCGUACUUCACAGAGUCUACGCUUCCUACCUCGAUGCUGUUUUCUGCAUUAUGUUCCCAGAUCACUCAGCAUAGAUUGAGAACCAGGUCGAGAUAUGCUGCGUGCAGACUGUUGUAUGACAUUCUGAAAAAGCUCACUGGAACAGGAAAAAUGAAAGUUGCAUUCACAGCCGAGGGUAGAUUGUACAACAUUGCAAUUCCAAGAAGUGGUUUGGUGAACUCCUCUAUCAUUGGUAGCUUCAUGGAUGAUGCGGUAUCCCUUUCAGAUGUCAAACGAUCUUGGCGGAAAGAUGCGCAGGAUGCUGACAAAACGUGGAUCUAUGGAAACUGGGGGUCUCAGACUGAUUAG